Molecule: messenger RNA, 3143 nt
Organism: Daphnia magna
Lineage: Eukaryota; Metazoa; Arthropoda; Branchiopoda; Diplostraca; Daphniidae
Source: RefSeq, a predicted model, not a curated record
AAAUGGAACUUGUGAUCGUCGCCUUGGCAUAAAAAAGAAAAAUUGAAAAACGCAGUUGAGGGUGAACUGAUAAAACUUGUGGAAAAACCCACCAAGCACAUCACGAAACUUAUUUGCUGACUUUGAUGACCCUGCUAUCGUUUAGUUUAAAUUCCAUCGAGCAGCUAUUGGCGGGGGUACGCUGGACUUGUGCAUAUAAACAUGGACGAUAGUUAAUUUUGCUCGCACAUAAGAAAAGGAAACCCAAUCAUUAGGGACCUCCUAGCAAUGGACAACAGGCAUCAGCUAGUUAUACUGGCAACAUGCUUCUUAUUGAUCAUCACGUCAGGAUCAACAAGAGAAACCUUUUCCCAAAGGCGUCAAAGACUUCUUGAGGAGAAGAGAAGGCAGCAGCAAAAUUUAUCUGAUACUGCAGUGAUAACCACGACAACUCCUGCACCUCGCCAAUUAACAGUAUUGGAUAGUAUAAACAAAGCUGUGGCUGCCAGUAAUGAUGUGGAAUUUGAAAUCAAAAUGACUACCGAGCUCAACUGGGAACAGUACCUCGUCCCCAUACCAACCAGCAUGGGAAUUCUGGCCACCAUGAUGAUGGCAGCUGGUCAGACGGAUGACUUUCCACUGAAUGAAGAAGUGCCAUCAGGUGGAUUUCGUUACCUGAACCACUCCGACAGUUUCAGAAGAUCUUUGUUGCAAAUCGGCCACGAGAGCUAUCAGGCCUUCUUGUGCGCCCAUAACAACAUGAACAAAAUCCGGCUAUCGACGCUCACCAUCCCUGCCUACAUAGAAGCGGCUAUCGAAAUCCUUGCCACCGGAGAUAUACAAUUGAUUCAACAGCGUUUACACAGACCGUUGAAUGUCGUCAUGAAAUCAAUUAAUGACAAUGUGAACUGGUCGGAGGAGGUAUCCAUCGCCUUUGGCCGACUGUCCAACCUGACGGAUGAAGUUCAUUUGGCUGCCAUUAGUUCCAACACCAUCAAAUCAGCUCGCAAAUCACAAUUGGUGGCUAAGCAGUCGACCACUCAAUUAACAGCCGAUCUUCUUCAGCAAUCACUGAACAAUUUAGAGAAACGAGUGAGAAAGGAUUUGGAUCAGUACGAUCGAAGUUUAAAGGAUUUGCUGGAUGCACAUCUUUCAAUGCCACUGCCCUUCGAAAAUGUUUGGAAUGAAUGUGGCAGAUUUUGUUUGCAACAGUCUUUGGUGGAGGACAUAAAUCCGGAUCUUCGUCUCAAGAACAAAGUUCAGUCCAACAGGAAAAUACGACUAACCGUCUCUCCGCCUGAUCCUUGCAUUUCCAACAAUGAUCGUCCUGCAUUCGAUACUUACACUAGAAGUUCGACGCUUUUGAACGAAUACCAAACACUCCUUUCCAUCAAUUCCGCGAAGGGUCGCUAUAAUAAGACGCAAGAUGUGGCAUUUUUCGAGAAUCUUUUAAACAUCUCCAGCCAAUGUCAGCCAAUCAGAGAAGUUAUUCAAACGGGAUUAGUGGCCAUUGACCAGCUUCACCAAUUGGCUAACGCUACAACAAUACCAGAAGGGUCAUUAGAGCAAACUGCAUUGACCAACGAAGAUGAGAAGUCCAAAUUCGAAGAAUGGAGGAAAAAGGAAUUUGUCAGAGUGCGCAAGUUGAUAAAGUCCUUCAAUGAAGAAGCGACAUAUUUAAGAGAUGUCGCGCUAGAGAUAACGACAAUUGACCCUCGUUCUGGAAAUGUUACGCAUCCGGGCCAAAAAUCUUGGGCUGGCGAGCAAGCAAAAGCAAACGCAGAAUACAAAAUCUCACUGCACAAGGAAAAGUUGGAAGUAUUGAGACGCGCUUUGGAUAGACAUUGGAAGGAAAUAAUCGACAAGACUGAUGAAUCCAUACUUGUAUUAAGAGAGAUUCACACAUGGAAAGCGGAAGAAUUGGGACUCGAGCGGGCCAUGAAAAUGUUGGAGGCGGGGUUGACCGAGAUGAGCAAGCUAAAAGAGAACUGGGCUUUACUGGUUCGUUUUUUCAUCCAACUGUCACAGUUCAUUAAAACGAUCAACGACAGCAAUGUGGAGCAUUUUGUCAAUCACCUGGAAACAACGAUUGACACAGAAUCGUUCAAAAGGAGCAAUGGUCAACUAAAAAACUGGGUCAUCAAGGCAAUUCAAGAGAAAACUGUUAAAGCCAAUCAGGCCAUGACCUUAGUUCACGAUAUGGCUUCUACGUAUUCUCGUAUUUCUACCAAGUACCUGAUGCCACGGGUGCACACAUUAGAUCAGAUGAUGAAUUUCCAAGCGAUCAAUUCGACGGUCAUGUUUUACGAAAGGAAUCAAUUACUCGAGUCUUGCAUUGACGACGAACUCAAAAUCCAACAAUUGAUUGCUGAAGAGAAAUGGCGGCUGAGGGAAAAAUUCGAAACCAAUAGCCGUCAGAUACGUCAGCAAUACGCUUUGAUUUAUCAGCUACACGAAAAUAAUGUUAAUAAUGGACCCGAAGAUAAUUCUGUUCAAGUUCUAGACAUUAAUGUUGAUGAUUUCUAAUAGCUGUCAUGGAAUUUCUUCUUUGCUGUUCAUUUCUCUAUUAUAAAGUAAAAGCUGGUAUUCCUCAAAUACUCCUUCAGCGGAUGCUGAGUUGCCCCGUCUCGAUAUUUAGCCAAAUCCCAUCUGGUGUUUUAGUCCCAUAAGGCCCUCUUGAGAAAAAGUUUUUUUUUUAAAUCUUAGGAUUAUUAUUAGUGCAAAUUUUUGCUUAUGUGUAAUUUUUACAUGUAGUUUGAAAUCAUUACGAUUUUAUAAAAGAAACUUAAACAAGCCAUCGCUACCAUUGACCAGAUUUAGAUGGGAGAUAUUAUGAACAGUGGAUUCAGUAUAGACUUUUGAAAUUGAAAAAUCAAUCAGCUUUGUUGUCUCGUGAAAAUCUCUUAAACUCGACAGCUCUGGCGUCUUCGGUAAGCGGAAAAUGUACUGCAUCACGAAGCGUCAGAUGAUGGUUUUAAGAAUGGACUCUUUCCUUCGCUUUGCCCAAUAAAUCUGUGCUUGGAACUGGCAGGUGGCGUUUAGCAGUGGCACCCAAUCUUUAUUCUUAAAACCCAGAGGUGUUCUUCACUUUUCAGGGGAUUGAUUUAUGAGACUUGUUGGUUAAACCAUGAAGAAUAGUCUGCCAAUACAUGGAUAAAUGGAGA